GUGCGGGGCACACUGCCUGCGGUAUAGCUUCCCCUCCGCUCCGAGCUUUCGCCGCGUAGAUCCGGCCCUCAACAUAUCACCUCAUCCUCCCAGUCCUACCUACUCGUUGGUCAAUCAACUGACACUCAUCGAUGCACACCAUGUCCGGCUAUCCUACUCUCCAGCCCGCCUUCACGAUCAAGGUUACCAUCGAAGCACCCCUGGGCGUCGGCAGCGCAUCCCGGCAGAAUGCCCUCCAGGUCGUGCCCAUGACCGGCGGCAGCAUCAAGAGCGAGCCUGGGUUCUCCCCGGCCAUUGAUGCGGAAUUUGUCGGCGUCGGGAACGACUACAUUCACGCCGAUGCCGAUGGCAAGCACUGCCGCUUGAAUGCGCAUGCGGUUGCUAAACCUAAGGAUGACAACGAUCUCAUCUACGUGAACUAUACCGGCGUUGUUACGCUGGCCCCGGAGAUCCAGGCGGUCUUUGCGGGCACUGCUGAGGAGGGCUCGACGCCGUUUGGCAACGCUUUCACCCAUUUCACGUUCGAGACGGGCAGCGAACGCUACAAGGACCUCGAGUCCCGGAUCUUCGUCGCGCAGGGCCGAUUCAACAUCGAGAAGGGCAAGUCCCCUGUGGUCGAGUACCGCGUCAGCCAGGUCCUUCAGGGUUAGAAAGGCCGCUUUGCCUAGUGGCUCAUCCGUAGCCAUCCACGCAAUCAUGUGCAAUGCACAUGGGCAGAGUAGGUCUGCAAACGUGAUCGUUACAUUCUCCCUGCAAUAUCUGCGUUGGACUAGCCCUCCAGGUAGUAGUAUAAAGUACAUCAAACACAAGACAAGACAAGAGACAUGAUACCCACGACAGCCUCCCACAUAAGAACCAACUGGACAUACCCUUUUCCCCAACAAUCAAAAGACCCCCUCACCCCGAGCCCCUAAGCAAAGGCCUCCUCUCAUCGACAACAACCCGAACCUCAUCCUCUUCAUCACGGGGCACAGACCACGCAAACCCCAACCA
Aspergillus saccharolyticus JOP 1030-1 is the source of this 993-nucleotide messenger RNA. RefSeq names its product DUF3237 domain-containing protein. The coding region runs from base 132 to 650 and encodes 172 amino acids. Lineage: Eukaryota; Fungi; Ascomycota; Eurotiomycetes; Eurotiales; Aspergillaceae. The record is from RefSeq and is a predicted model, not a curated record. The transcript is spliced from 8 exons.